AUGUCUCAGCCUCCCCAGUCCCCAGCCCAGGCGCAGCAGAGGAGGAGGGGGGAUCGGCGCAUCUUCUCCGGCACUUGCCCGGACCCCCAGUGCCGGGCCCGGCUCUUCUUCCCGGCUCAGGGCUCGGCCAGCAUCGAAUGCACGGACUGCGGCCAGAGACACGAGCAGAGGCAGUUGCUGGAGGUGGAAGAGGUAACCGAACCGGACGUGGUGCUGCACAACCUGCUGAGGAACGCCCUGCUCGGUGUGGCCGGGCCCCCACGCAGGAACACUACCUCAGACAUGGUGAAAGUCAUGGGGCUCUCCAACUACCACUGCAAGCUGCUCUCCCCCAUCCUGGCCCGCUAUGGCAUGGACAAGCAGACUGGCAAGGCCAAGCUGCUGAGGGAGAUGAACCAGGGGGAGGUCUUUGACUGCUCCUUGUUGGGGGACCGGGCCUUCCUCAUCGAACCCGAACAUAUCGACACCGUGGGCUACGGCAAAGAUCGCUCCGGCAGCCUCCUCUACCUACACGACACCCUAGAAGACAUCAAGAAGGCCAACAACAACCAGGAGUCGCUGAUCCCCAUCCACGUGGAUGGAGAUGGCCACUGCCUGGUGCACGCCGUGUCCCGGGCCCUGGUGGGAAGAGAACUCUUCUGGCACGCCUUACGGGAGAACCUCAAGAAGCACCUGAAGGAGAACUUGGACAGGUACAAAGCCCUCUUCCACGACUUCAUCGAUUCGGCGGAAUGGGAGGACAUUAUCAACGAGUGCGACCCUUUGUUUGUGCCUCCUGAAGGCGUACCCCUGGGUCUGAGGAACAUCCACAUCUUCGGGCUCGCCAAUGUCCUUCACCGACCUAUCAUUUUGCUGGAUUCCUUAAGCGGAAUGAGAAGUUCCGGGGAUUACUCGGCCACGUUUCUUCCAGGUUUGAUACCAGUGGAGACCUGCAAAGGCAAAGAUGGACAGUUCAACAAGCCAAUAUGCAUAGCCUGGAGUAGCUCAGGUCGCAAUCAUUACAUACCGUUGGUGGGCAUCAAAGGCUCUUCCCUACCCAAACUGCCCUUAAAAUUGCUUCCCAAGGCCUGGGGUGUCCCGCAGGAUUUAAUAAGAAAGUACAUCACAUUAGAAGACGAUGGCGGCUGUGUCAUUGGAGGAGAUCGAAGCCUGCAAGACAAAUACUUGCUGAGGCUGGUGGCUGCAAUGGAGGAGGUGUUCAUGGAUAAACAUGGUAUCCACCCCAGCUUAGUAGCGGAUGUCCAUCAGUACUUUUAUAGACGAACUGGAGUUAUAGGAAUUCAGCCUGAAGAAGUGACUGCUGCUGCCAAGAAGGCUGUGUGUGAAAAUCGCCUUCACAAAUGCCUUGUGUGUGGUGCUUUGUCAGAACUCUUGGUUGCUCCAGAGUGGCUGGCCCCAGGGGGGAAGUUGUAUAACUUGGCCAAAUCUACCCAUGGCCAUCUGAAGCCCGAUAAAAACUACAGCUUCCCACUUAAUAACAUAGUUUGUUCUUACGACGCGGUAAACGAUGUGUUAGUCCCUGAUUUUAACUUGAGCAACUUAACCAGUUGCAAUUGGUGCCGCGGCAAUUCAGUCCGCAGGGUGAGAAGCGACGCCUCCAUAGUUUAUUUGGAUGGCGACAGAACUAACACCAGGUCUUAUGGAGGCAAAUGCGGCUGCGGCUUUAAGCAUUACUGGGAUGGUAAGGAAUACGAUAACUUACCCGAAGCAUUUCCUAUUACUUUGGAGUGGGGUGGAAGAGUCGUAAGAGAAACGGUCUACUGGUUUCAGUAUGAAAGCGAUGGAGCUUUCAACAGCAACGUGUAUGACGUUGCAAUUAAAUUGGUGACCAAGCAUUUUCCUGGAGAAUUCGGCAGUGAAAUUCUUGUGCAGAAAGUUGUAAACACCAUAUUGCAUCAGACUGCCAAAAAGAACCCCGAUGACUACACUCCAGUCGCCAUAGAUGGAGCUCAUGUACAGAGAGUGGACGAUCUUAAACUGGAGCAGGACUCUGAUUCACACUUGCCAACAAAAAUCAUUCUCACUGGCCAGAAAGCCAAAACUUUGCACAAAGAGGAAUUAAAUAUGAGUAAAACGGAAAGGAAGCUUCAGCAAAACAUUACAGAACAGGCAUCGGUCAUGCAGAAACGCAAAUCGGACCAGAUAAAACAAGAACAGAAAGGACAAGUUCGAUCCUCCUCCCCUGGGGCUAUGAAAGACAGCCCAUCAUCUGGCCCUUCAACUCCCACCAAAACCCCUUACUCCCCGACCUCCUCUAAAGAGAAGAAAAUCCGCAUUACAACCAAUGAUGGGCGCCAGGCAAUGCUCACCUUAAAGUUUUCAACUACGUUUUUGGAGCUUCAAGAGGGAAUAGCCAAAGAGUUAGAUAUUCCUCCUUAUUUACAGUGCAUUCGUUAUGGGUUUCCCCCAAAAGAGCUUCUGCCACCCAAGGACGGCUUUGAAAAUGAGCCUGUGCCGUUACAACAUGGGGACAGAGUUACAGUUGAGAUUUUGAAAGCCAAAGACAAACCAGUACAACAGAUGACAUCGCACUCCGCUCACGCCGUUUCCGAUGAGGAUUCUGCAGUAGCUACAAAAGCCAUUUCAAAGGAGCUUCAAGACCAAAUUGACAAAGAGAUGUACUCCUUGUGUUUGCUGGCAACCCUUAUGGGGGAAGAUGUUUGGUCUUAUGCUAAAGGACUUCCACAUCUGUUCCAGCAGGGAGGUGUCUUUUACAAUAUUAUGAAGAAAAACAUGGGAGUGGUGGAUGGAAAGCAUUGCACAUUUCCCUACUUGCCUAAUAAAACGUUUGUCUACAACGCUGCUGAAGAUAGGUUGGAACUUUGUGUGGAUGCAGCAGGGCAUUUCCCUAUUGGUCCUGAAGUUGAAGAUUUGGUCAAAGAAGCACUGAACCAAGUACGUUCCGAAGCGUCUUCUAGAAGCAGAGAAUCUAGUCCCUCACAUGGCUUGAUGAAGCUUGGCAGCGGUGGUGUGGUAAAGAAGAAGUCUGAGCAGCAUCACAAUGUAACAGCUUUUCAAGGCAAAGGGCACUCACUAGGAACCGCCUCGGGUAGUCCAGAACAUGGUCAGAGAACAAGAGCUCCAUCUAAGCCUAGCACUACAGCAAGCUUUAACAGUACUCCAAUAUACGAUCCUUCUUUUACUUCAACAGCUAGUGACAGCGAACUGAUCCGAGUAGCUCCUGGUGUCGUUACAAUGAGAGAUAGCAGGCAACUUGAUCCCAGCAUAAUAGAGGCUCAGCGGAAGAAAUUGCAAGAAAUGGUUUCUUCCAUCCAAGCUUCAAUGGAUAAGCACUUACGGGAUCAAAAUGCAGAGCCAUUGACCGUGUCAUCCGAUAUCGCUCAAAAAAAAGAAUGUCUUUCUUCAACGCCUGUGAGCGAUCCUUCAGUUGUGACUGUGGACACAAGUCGUGUAGCGUCAAACAGUAAUAAGGAAGGUUCCUUAUCAACAUCAGCUGUGAGGCCUAAAAUUAAAUCGUCGGCCUCAACAGAUCCGGAAGAGAUGGACAGCCAAGAUGCAGAAAUAGCCAAUGUAACUGAGCCCAUGGAUCAUUCAUGAUGGCUCAGAGGUUAUUAUGAGAAAAAGAUUAUACAGAAAAAUAUAUAUAUGUAUAAAUAUGUAGUAUGAUGGCUGGGCCACGGUGUGAAAUAGUCCUUUGCAUAAUUCUUUAAAAGAAUAUUAAACUCCUUUUCGCUGCA
Messenger RNA from Rana temporaria (common frog), 3698 nucleotides. RefSeq names its product valosin containing protein interacting protein 1 (gene VCPIP1). The transcript is spliced from 3 exons. Gene Ontology annotation, molecular function: cysteine-type deubiquitinase activity. The record is from RefSeq and is a predicted model, not a curated record. Bases 1 to 3558 code for a protein of 1185 amino acids. Gene Ontology annotation, biological process: protein K48-linked deubiquitination; protein ubiquitination; endoplasmic reticulum membrane fusion. NCBI's taxonomy places the organism in Eukaryota, Metazoa, Chordata, Amphibia, Anura, Ranidae.